AUGCUUCAGAAAACACGCCUUGUCUGUGUUUCCGAUACACAUGCCUACACACCCUCUGAGGCAGGGUUCAGGCUUCCUGCUGGCGACGUCCUGAUUCAUGCAGGCGACCUGACCAACCAGGGGAGCAAGUCAGAGCUUCGCAAAACGAUGGGCUGGAUUGCCGCGGCCGACUUUGAGGUUAAAAUAGUGAUAAGUGGAAACCAUGACAUAUCACUCGACGCAGCCUUCUACGCCGAACACGGAUGGAAAUUCCAUAACCAGCAUCUAGAAGAUCCCCAGGAAUGCAUUGAAAUUGUGACUAGAGCCUCGCCCUCUAUAGUGUUUCUCAGGCACCAGUCAGCACUAGUCCGCUUGGCCCAGCCUAACGGUCCAAACACCAUCUUCAAAGUCUUCGGCUCCCCAUAUUGUCACUCCCCUGGCACAUGGGCCUUUGGAUACGAACCUGCCCAUGCGGCUGCCCUCUGGGAUAAUAUCCCAUUGGACACGGAUAUCGUCGUAACCCACACGCCGCCUCAUUCUCAUUGUGACAGCGGAGCGGCGGGCGCGCGAGGGUGCAAGGCGCUGCGUCGGGCGUUAAGCAAGGUCCGACCGUUGUUAGUAGUGUGUGGUCAUGUUCAUGAAUCGCGAGGAUAUGAGCGAGUACGAUGGGCUCAGAAUCGGCCAAUACCACUACCCUCAUCAAAUGCGACCCAUGACAGGGACGCCGACCAAGUAGUCAAAGGGGCGCUACCUCCCCCGGGAAGUAAAAAGCAAAGCCUUGUAGACUUGACGGGCAAGAAGGCGCCUCGCCUCGACAAUGAUCGCUAUGCGAAGACUGAGCCUCCAAAGUCGCCGUCCCAAAACAUCGUGUUGCUCUCACCUCCCAUUGACCAGCCACAGUCAUCCCAACAGCCUCUCAGCCGAGAGACCGACCGGCUUUCAUUUCCACCUGCCGACACUCAGGAAAACCAAACCCAAAGGCGGGAAACAUGCGUCGUCAACGCGACGAUCCUCGCAUCCAGCUGGCCUCACAAGGGAGGGAAACGAUUCCAUGCCCCUAUCAUCGUCGAUCUUGAGUUGCCAGUUUGGACAGGGAGCACUCACUGA
Molecule: messenger RNA, 1086 nt
Organism: Aspergillus tanneri
Lineage: Eukaryota; Fungi; Ascomycota; Eurotiomycetes; Eurotiales; Aspergillaceae
Product: metallophosphatase domain-containing protein
Exons: 2
Coding region: 1-1086 (361 amino acids)
Molecular function (GO): hydrolase activity
Source: RefSeq, a predicted model, not a curated record